UACGCCGUGCCUCGUCCUGCCCUCCGCUGCCAUUGGCCGGCGCGGGGCCGCCGCAGCCAAUCGCGCGCGGGGAGGCGGUGGGGCCGGCCAAGAUGGAGGAGUACGCUCGCGAGCCCUGUCCCUGGAGGAUAGUGGAUGACUGUGGAGGGGCCUUCACCAUGGGGGCCAUAGGAGGGGGCAUUUUCCAGGCAAUCAAAGGCUUCCGAAAUUCCCCAGUGGGUGUAAACCACCGGCUGCGGGGCAGUUUGACGGCUAUUAAAACCAGAGCUCCACAACUGGGAGGGAGCUUUGCUGUCUGGGGAGGUCUCUUCUCCAUGAUUGACUGCAGUAUGGUUAGAAUGAGAGGGAAGGAAGAUCCCUGGAAUUCCAUCACGAGUGGAGCCUUGACUGGAGCCAUUUUAGCUGCAAGAAAUGGCCCUGUUGCCAUGGUUGGAUCUGCUGCAAUGGGAGGAAUUCUCCUGGCCCUGAUCGAAGGAGCUGGCAUUCUGCUGACAAGAUUUGCCUCCACACAAUUCCCAAAUGGCCCACAGUUGUCAGAGGAUCCAUCCCAGCUCCAGCCACCCCCUUUCAGCGACUACCGACAGUAUCAAUGAUGGUCCCCAACCACCUCCACCUCCUCCUUCUCCUCCUCUUCCUCGUCCUCCUCCUCCUCUUUCUUCUCCUUCCCUGUUCCUGAGUCAUCCCACCUGGAGGAUGCGGAGGGGGUUUGUACUUAACACCAAUGGUUGUCCCUUACACACCGUGCCAGGAGGACCUGCAACAUUUCUCAACAUCAAACUGCUCAGGAGAACUUUUAGAAAAGAAAAUCUAUUUAUUCCUGAUAUAUUCCAUUGCUGUAAUGUUACACAUGUCUGGUAGAAUACAAGGAAGUUUGAGACAAGGACCAAA
Messenger RNA from Motacilla alba alba, 888 nucleotides. RefSeq names its product translocase of inner mitochondrial membrane 17A (gene TIMM17A). Gene Ontology annotation, biological process: protein import into mitochondrial matrix. Gene Ontology annotation, cellular component: TIM23 mitochondrial import inner membrane translocase complex; mitochondrial inner membrane. NCBI's taxonomy places the organism in Eukaryota, Metazoa, Chordata, Aves, Passeriformes, Motacillidae. The record is from RefSeq and is a predicted model, not a curated record. The transcript has 6 exons. Gene Ontology annotation, molecular function: transmembrane protein transporter activity. The coding region runs from base 93 to 593 and encodes 166 amino acids.